GUCACUCUCUCACAACACCGUGAGAGCACAGGACGCAUGCUGUCCUCCAGUACACCCACACACACUAGCACUGAGAGUGAGAGACACUGAGGCAGAGUGCGAAAGAGAAAGAGGGGUACAGGAACGAGGAAACUAAAAGAGGGAGGGACAUAGCAAAGCCAAAUCCUGACGGGAGAAAACUGAAGGAUUUUCUGUUUUCUCCUGAGGAGCUGCGAAUAACCCUCGGUGAAAGAUGGCAGAAGGGGGAGAGGGAGAGGAGGAGAUUCAGUUCCUGCGAACGGAUGACCAGGUAGUUCUGCAGUGCACUGCCUCCGUCCUGAAGGAACAGAUUAAACUGUGUCUCUCCUGCGAGGGCUUCGGGAACCGUCUCUGCUUCCUAGAAACCACAUCCAACGCUCAGAAUGUGCCCCCAGACCUGGCCAUAUGCACCUUCAUUCUGGAGCAGUCUCUCUCAGUCCGUGCUCUGCAGGAGAUGCUGGCCAACACCGUGGAGAUGACCGAGUCGUCCCAGGGUGGAGGUCAUCGCACUUUACUGUAUGGUCAUGCCAUCCUUUUGAGACACCACCACUCAGGCAUGUACUUGAGCUGUUUGACUACAUCUCGGUCCCUCACGGACAAGCUGGCCUUCGAUGUAGGCUUACAAGAGGAUUCCACCGGUGAGGCAUGUUGGUGGACUAUUCAUCCAGCCUCUAAACAAAGGUCAGAAGGUGAAAAGGUCAGGGUGGGUGACGACCUCAUCCUUGUCAGUGUGUCCUCUGAGCGAUACCUGCAUCUGUCCUAUGCCAGUGGAGAUCUCAUGGUGGACGCUUCCUUCAUGCAGACUCUUUGGAACAUGAAUCCAAUUAGUUCAGGCUGUGAACUAGCUGAGGGUUAUUUAACAGGAGGUCAUGUUCUCAGGCUUUUCCAUGGCCACAUGGACGAAUGUCUGGCCAUCGCAACACCAGAGGAAGGAGAAGAAAAGCGCAGGAUGGCUCAUUAUGAAGGCGGUACUGUGUGCAGUCAGGCUCGAUCCCUGUGGAGGCUGGAACCCCUCAGAAUCAGUUGGAGUGGUAGCCACAUGAAGUGGGGACAGUCUUUUCGUAUUCGCCACAUCACGACGGGCCGGUACCUGUGUCUUGAUGAGGAAAAGGGCCUCUUGGUGGUCGAUCCAGAGAAGGCGAACACCAAACUGUCUGCUUUCUGCUUCCGUGCUUCAAAGGAGAAGGUGGACGUGGCUCAGAAGCGUGAUGUUGAGGGGAUGGGCAUUCCAGAGAUUAAGUAUGGAGAGUCCAUGUGCUUUGUCCAGCAUGUGUCUACAGGCCUGUGGCUCACAUACGCUGCCCUGGAUGCUAAAGCUGCUCGUUUGGGAAUGAUGAAGAGAAAGGUUAUUCUGCACCAGGAGGGCCAUAUGGACGAUGCCUUGACUGUGUCCCGCUCUCAGACUGAAGAGUCACAGGCUGCUCGAAUGAUUUACAGCACCACAGGCCUCUUCAGGCAGUUCAUCAAUGGAUUGGACUCUCUCAGUGGGAAGAACAAGUCACUAGGGACAGGGUCACUUCCUCUGGAGUCGGUCAUCCUCUCUCUUCAGGAUCUCAUCUUCUACUUUCGCCCGCCUGAGGAGGAACUGGAACACGAAGAGAAACAGACCAAGCUUCGCUCUCUCCGCAACCGGCAGAACCUCUUCCAGGAGGAGGGAAUGAUAACCAUUGUGCUGGAGUGCAUUGACCGCCUGAACGUGUACAACACUGCUGCCCACUUUUCUGAAUUUGCGGGAGAGGAGGCUGCAGAGUCCUGGAAGGAGAUUGUCAACCUCCUUUAUGAGCUGCUGGCUUCUCUGAUCAGGGGUAACCGAUCAAAUUGUGCAUUGUUCUGUGACAAUCUCGACUGGUUGGUCAGCAAGCUGGACCGUCUGGAGGCCUCCUCAGGUAUUCUUGAGGUGCUGUACUGUGUCUUAAUUGAAAGCCCCGAGGUUCUGAACAUCAUCCAGGAGAACCACAUCAAAUCCAUCAUCUCUCUCUUGGACAAACAUGGAAGGAACCAUAAGGUGCUGGAUGUCUUGCGCUCUCUUUGUGUGUGUAAUGGUGUAGCUGUGAGGUCCAACCAGAACCUCAUCACUGAAAAUCUACUUCCAGGUCGUGACCUCUUGCUACAGACCAACAUUGUAAACUAUGUCACCAGUGUAAGGCCCAACAUCUUUUUGGGUACGUGUGAGGGGUCAACACAGUAUAAGAAGUGGUACUACGAGGUGAUGGUAGACCAUGUGGAAGCCUUUGUGACAGCACAGGCUUCUCACCUGCGGGUAGGCUGGGCUUUGACUGAAGGUUAUAGCCCCUAUCCUGGAGGAGGAGAAGGCUGGGGUGGUAAUGGUGUGGGAGAUGACCUCUACUCAUAUGGCUUUGAUGGACUGCAUCUGUGGUCAGGUACUGUGGCCCGCCAGGUGGCUUCGCCCAGUGCACAUACACUGGCUGCCGAUGAUGUUGUAAGCUGCUGUCUGGAUCUCAGUGUGCCCAGUAUCUCCUUCCGUAUUAAUGGCCACCCAGUUCAGGGAAUGUUUGAAAACUUUAAUGUUGAUGGCCUCUUCUUUCCCGUCAUUAGCUUUUCUGCUGGGGUCAAGGCUCGAUUCCUCCUCGGUGGUCGCCAUGGGGACUUUAAAUUCAUGCCCCCACCUGGUUAUGCGCCAUGCUACGAGGCUUUGUUGCCUAGAGAGAGGAUGCGUAUUGAACAUAUCAAGGAGUACAAGCAUGACUUUGAUGGUGUGCGCAAUCUUCUGGGUCCUACUCUGUCCCUCACUCACACAUCUUUCACCCCCUGCCCUGUGGACACAAUUCAGAUUGUCUUGCCACCCCACUUGGAACGUAUCCGAGAAAAACUGGCAGAGAAUAUUCACGAACUCUGGGCUGUCACUCGUAUUGAGCAGGGCUGGACCUAUGGGAUUUUUAGGGAUGACAACAAGAAACUCCAUCCCUGUCUGGUGGACUUCCAAAGUCUGCCUGAACCAGAAAAGAACUACAAUCUGCAGAUGUCUGCUGAGACUCUCAAGACUCUCCUAGCACUGGGUUGCCAUGUUGGUAUGGGUGAUGAGAAAGCGGAGGAGAAUCUAAAGAAAAUCAAGCUUCCCAAGACCUAUGUGAUGAGCAACGGAUACAAGCCUGCCCCGCUUGAUCUCAACCAUGUCAAGCUGACACCAAACCAGAAUCAGCUUGUAGAAAAACUGGCAGAAAAUGGGCAUAAUGUUUGGGCAAGGGACCGAGUACGGCAAGGAUGGACCUACAGCAUUGUCCAGGACAUCGUUAAUAAGCGUAACCCUCGUCUGGUACCUUACAACCUGCUGGAUGAGAGAACUAAGAAAACCAACCGAGACAGCGUUAACAACGCUGUCCGUACACUCAUUGGCUAUGGCUACAACAUUGAGCCUCCAGAUCAGGAGAGCACUGGCCAUGGCCUUGAGAACACCCGUGGGGACAAAGUACGAAUCUUCAGGGCAGAGAAGUCGUAUGCUGUCACCCAAGGAAAGUGGUACUUUGAGUUUGAGGCAGUCACAACGGGGGAGAUGAGAGUGGGCUGGGCACGUCCUAAUGUCCGCUCUGACACUGAACUGGGAGCAGAUGAGUUGGCCUACGUCUUUAAUGGCAAUAAGGCCCAGCGAUGGCAUAUUGGCAAUGAACCAUUUGGCCGCCAGUGGCAGUCUGGUGAUGUAGUUGGCUGUAUGAUAGACCUGACUGAGAUGAACAUCAUGUUCACGCUCAAUGGAGAAAUGUUGAUCAGUGACUCAGGCUCAGAGAUGGCUUUCAAAGAUAUUGAAAUUGGGGAUGGUUUUAUUCCAGUGUGUACCCUGGGUCUAUCUCAGGUUGGAAGGAUUAAUCUGGGUCAAAAUGUCAGCAGCCUGCGCUAUUUUGCCAUUUGUGGCCUGCAGGAAGGAUUUGAACCUUUUGCCAUCAAUAUGAAGCGAGACAUCACCAUGUGGUUCAGUAAAAGUUUGCCCCAGUUUGUGCCUGUGCCUGCUGAUCACAACCAUAUUGAGGUCUCCCGUGUUGAUGGGACCGUGGAAAGCGCCCCCUGUCUGAAGUUGACGCACAAGACGUUUGGGUCGCAGAACGCCAACACUGAUAUGAUGUUCCUUAGACUCAGCAUGCCUGUGCAGUUCCACGAGACCUUUAAGAUCCCGGCAGGUACCACCCCUCUCACCCGUGCCCUCACUAUACCUGAGGAGGAAGUCGCAGUGGUGGAACCUGACUCAGAGUUUGAAGUUUUGAAAAAGUCUGCCAGUCGCAAGGAGCAGGAGGAAGACAAGAAGGACCCUUCUGUGCCUAAGGAGAUCUCUGUGGAAAAUGAGAAGGACACAAUGUCAGAAAAGGGAAAGAAAAAAGGAUUUUUCUCCAAAGCCAAGAAGGCAGCCAUGACACCUCUUGCCCCUCCUCCUGCUCCUCCAACGGUGCCACGUUUGGUGGAAGACGUGGUCCCUGAUGACAGAGAUGAUCCUGAGAUCAUCCAAAGUACCACCACUUAUUACUACUCUGUGAGGAUCUUUGCUGGGCAGGAGCCGUCUGGUGUUUGGGUUGGCUGGGUCACUCCUGAUUACCACAUGUAUGAUCAAAACUUUGACCUCUCCAAGGUUCGCAGUGUCACUGUCACAGUGGGAGAUGACAAAGGCAACAUACAUGACAGCAUGAAGCACAGUAAUUGUUACAUGGUGUGGGGAGGGGAUCUGGUCAGCAAUCAGCAAACCCGCUUUAGCCAGGAGGACAUGGUGAUUGGCUGCCUUGUUGACCUGGCAACAGGUCUCAUGACUUUUACGGCAAAUGGAAAGGAGAUUAAUACUUUCUACCAGGUGGAGCCGAACACCAAACUCUUCCCUGCAGUUUUCGUUCAGCCGUUCAGUCAGAACAUGGUGCAGCUAGAGUUGGGCAAACUCAAGAACAUCAUGCCUAUCUCAGCUGCGAUGUUCCGCAGUGAACGUAACAAUCCAGUCCCUCAGUGCCCCCCGAGGCUGGAUGUCCAGAUGCUGACUCCAGUUAUCUGGAGUCGUAUGCCAAAUCACUUCCUCAAACCAGAGGUGGGCAAAGUAAAUGAGCGGUUAGGCUGGAUGGUGGAGUGUGUUGAACCUCUCAUCAUGAUGGCACUGCACAUCCCAGAGGAGAACAGGUGUAUUGAUAUCCUGGAGCUGUCAGAGCGUCAGGAUCUGAUGAAGUUCCACUAUCAUACACUCAUGCUCUACUGUGCUGUGUGUGCACUUGGGAACAACCGAGUGGCUCAUGCUUUAUGCAGUCAUGUGGAUGAAUCCCAGCUUUUCUAUGCCAUUGAGAACACCUACCUACCUGGACCUCUCCGCAGCGGCUACUAUGACCUGCUUAUCAGCAUUCAUCUGGAAUCAGCAAAACGUGCACGCUUGGGCACCAACAGGGAAUUCAUCGUUCCCAUGACUGAAGAGACCCUCAGCAUCAAGCUCUAUCCUGAUGCGAUAAAAGCCCACUCCUUACCUGGUGUUGGUCUCACUACCUGCUUACGGCCAAAGCUGCAUUUCUCAUCCAUCAACUUUGUUGGCACAGACCCUGAUUUGUACACCAUUAGUCCUGUCUUUCCUCUACAGGAGCUGAAAACAAAGGCGAUUAGCAUGUUACGAGAGGCCGUGCUGGAUGGUAGCCAGGCCAUGCGGGAUCCAGUAGGAGGCAGUGUAGAGUUCCACUUUGUCCCAAUCUUGAAGCUAAUCAGUACACUGCUUAUUAUGGGGAUCUUCAAUGAUGAUGACACCAAGCACAUCCUCAAGAUGAUCGACCCCAAUGUUUUCAGUGGAAAGGAAGAGGAGGAAGCUGAAGAGGGUGGAGCUGCUGAAGGAGAAAAUGAGGAAAAGAAGGAGGAGGAAUCAGAAGAAGCAGCUGAGGACGAGCUUGAGGAUGAAGGGGUUGGGGAUGAGGAAGAGGAGGAGCUAAAAGAGCUGGAGAAACCAGAGGGUGAGGAGGAAGAGGCUGAGCCCAAGGAAGAAGGAGAAGAGGGGGAAAAGGACAAAGAAGAGGCUAAAAGAGGAAAAGUAGAUGGAGAGAAAGCAGAGGAAGAGAAGGAGUCAGAGGCAGUGGAAGCAGAAGCACAGGAGGAAGAGGAGGGUCUGGAGGAAGGACUGCUACAGAUGACGCUGCCAGAGUCUGUCAAACUACAGAUGUGCACACUCCUGCAGUACUUCUGCGAUUGCGAGCUGAGACACAGAGUGGAAGCCAUUGUUGCAUUCUCAGACCAGUUUGUCCAUGAUAUUAAGAGCAAUCAACGUGUCCGUUACAACCAGUUAAUGAGAGCCUUCACCAUGUCAGCCGCUGAGACUGCACGCAAAACCCGGGAGUUCCGCUCACCUCCACAGGACCAGGUUCUUAUGCUAACGAACUUCAAACAUCAAGAGGAUGAAGAUUCUCCAGUUCCUGAGGACGUGCGGGAAACACUGGCAGAAUUCCACAAAGACCUCUUGCUUCACUGUGGCAUACAUAUUGAGGAGGAACCAGAGGAGGAGGAGGUGGACACUUCACUGAGGGGCAGACUUCUUAGUCUGGUAGACAAGGUUAAAAGCCUCCGUAAGAAGAAGGAGGAGGAGGAAAAGCCAGAGGUGGAGGAAGAACCAAAACCCAGCACCCUUCAGGAGCUGAUCUCCCACACCAUGAUCCACUGGGCUCAGGAGUCUUUCGUUCAGAACCCUGAGCUGGUGCGCCUGAUGUUCAGCCUUCUACACCGACAGUACGACGGUCUUGGCGAGCUGAUCCGAGCACUGCCCAAAGCAUAUGCCAUCAAUGCCGUGUCCGUUCAGGACACCAUGGAACUACUUGAGUGUUUGGGGCAGAUCCGAUCACUGCUCAUCGUCCAGAUGGGUCCUGAAGAGGAGCGGCUUAUGAUCCAGAGCAUUGGAAAUAUCAUGAAUAACAAGGUGUUCUACCAACACCCCAAUCUGAUGAGAGCUCUGGGUAUGCAUGAGACUGUGAUGGAAGUGAUGGUCAACGUGUUAGGUGGAGGAGGAGAUUCGAAGGAGAUUCGAUUCCCCCAAAUGGUGACCAGCUGCUGUCGUUUCCUGUGUUACUUCUGCCGUAUCAGCCGACAGAACCAGCGUUCUAUGUUUGACCAUCUGAGCUACCUGUUACAGAACAGCGGCAUCGGCUUGGGCAUGCGUGGAUCCACACCCCUGGAUGUGGCUGCAGCCUCCUGUAUUGACAAUAACGAGCUGGCCUUGGCUUUACAAGAGCAGGACCUGGAAAUGGUGGUGACUUACUUGGCAGGCUGUGGACUGCAGAUGUGUCCAAUGCUCUUGUCUAAGGGCUACCCUGACAUUGGCUGGAAUCCUUGUGGCGGAGAGAGAUACCUGGAUUUCCUCCGCUUUGCUGUCUUCGUUAAUGGAGAGAGCGUGGAAGAGAAUGCCACCGUUGUGGUGCGUCUGCUCAUCCGUCGCCCUGAAUGCUUUGGCCCAGCCCUGAGAGGAGAGGGUGGUAAUGGCCUCCUGGCUGCAAUGGAGGAGGCCAUCAAGAUAUCAGAGGAUCCGGCAAGAGAUGGGCCCACUGUUAAGAAAGACAGGCGCUUCAUGUUUGGUGGUGAGGAACAGCACGAGGAGAACCGUGUGCAUCUGGGAAAUGCCAUCAUGUCCUUUUACUCGGCUCUCAUUGAUCUGCUGGGUCGCUGUGCCCCAGAGAUGCAUCUGAUCCAAGCGGGUAAAGGCGAAGCUCUAAGAAUCAGGGCCAUCCUGAGGUCUCUGGUGCCUAUAGAGGACCUGGUGGGGGUAAUCAGCUUACCUGUGCAGAUUCCAGCAUAUGGCAAAGAUGGCCAGAUUAUUGAGCCCAAGAUGUCUGCCAGUUUUGUGCCAGACCACAAGGCCUCCAUGGUGCUCUUCCUCGACAGAGUGUACGGUAUUGAUAACCAGGACUUCCUGCUUCAUGUGCUUGAGGUUGGCUUCUUGCCUGACAUGAGAGCUGCAGCUUCUCUGGAUACGGUGGCAUUCAGCACAACUGAAAUGGCCUUGGCUCUGAACCGCUACCUCUGUUCGGCUGUUCUCCCUCUUCUUACAAAGUGUGCUCCAUUGUUUGCUGGAACAGACCACCGAGCCAUCAUGAUCGACUCCAUGCUCCACACAAUUUAUCGCCUGUCUCGUGGCCGAGCCCUUACCAAGGCUCAGAGGGAUGUUAUAGAGGAGUGUCUCAUGUCCCUCUGCAAAUACCUUCGACCCUCUAUGCUGCAGCAUUUGCUUAGACGGCUGGUGUUUGAUGUACCCAUCCUCAAUGAAUAUGCAAAGAUGCCUCUCAAGCUGCUGACCAAUCACUAUGAGCGCUGUUGGAAGUACUACUGCUUGCCAAAUGGAUGGGCGAACUUUGGGGUGACUUCUGAGGAGGAGCUGCAUCUUUCUCGAAAACUCUUUUGGGGAAUCUUCGAAUCGUUGGCACAUAAGAAAUUUGAUGCAGAGCUCUUCAAGAUUGCCAUGCCCUGCCUCUGUGCUAUAGCUGGAGCCAUCCCCCCUGACUAUGUGGAUGCCAGCUACUCCUCUCACACUGAGAAAAAGGCCUCUGUGGAUGCUGAAGGCAACUUUGAUCCAAAACCAGUAGAGACCACCAACACUAUCAUCCCAGAGAGACUGGAUCCUUUCAUCAACAAGUAUGCAGAACACACUCAUGAUAAAUGGGCGUUUGAAAAGAUUCAGAACAACUGGACGUAUGGAGAGGUGCUAGAUGAGAAUGCUAAGACUCACCCGAUGCUCCGGCCAUACAAAACAUUCUCUGAAAAGGACAAGGAGAUUUAUCGUUGGCCCAUUAAAGAAUCCAUCAAAGCUAUGCUGGCAUGGGAGUGGACCAUAGAGAAAGCAAGGGAUGGAGAAGGAGAAGUCGAGAAAAAGGCCGCCGCCACCACCACCACGCGCAAAAUCUCUCAAACUGCUCAGGCCACUUAUGAUCCGAGUCACGGAUACAGCCCUCAGCCAAUAGACAUCUCAGGAAUGGCCCUCUCCAGAGAGCUGCAAUCUAUGGCUGAACAGCUAGCAGAAAACUAUCACAACACCUGGGGCAGGAAGAAGAAGUUGGAGCUACAGUCCAAAGGUGGUGGUACUCAUCCUUUGCUCGUGCCUUAUGACACAUUGACGGCUAAGGAGAAGGCCAGAGACAGGGAGAAAGCCCAGGACCUGCUCAAGUUCCUCCAGCUUAAUGGAUACGCUGUGACGAGGGGUCUAAAGGAUAUGGAACAGGACAUUUCCUCCAUUGAGAAGCGUUUUGCCUAUGGGUUCCUUCAGAAGCUUCUUAAAUGGAUGGACAUUGCCCAGGAAUUCAUCGCUCAUCUUGAGGCUGUAGUUAGCAGCGGUAGAGUGGAAAAGUCACCACACGAACAAGAAAUCAAAUUCUUUGCCAAGAUCCUCUUGCCGCUGGUAAAUCAGUACUUUAAGAACCACUGCCUGUACUUUCUCUCCACUCCUGCCAAAGUAUUGGGCAGUGGAGGACAUUCCUCGAAUAAAGAGAAGGAGAUGAUUGCAAGUAUCUUCUGUAAGUUGGCUGCUUUGGUGAGGCACAGAGUAUCUCUUUUUGGAACGGAUGCACCUGCAGUGGUAAACUGCCUGCACAUUCUCUCACGAUCACUGGAUGCCAGGACUGUUAUGAAAUCAGGCCCUGAGAUUGUUAAAGCCGGCCUGCGUCAGUUCUUUGAGAGUGCUGCGGAUGACAUUGAGAAGAUGGUUGAGAAUCUGAAACUGGGCAAGGUGUCCAGUCGAAACCAGGUUAAGGGUGUCGCACAGAAUAUCAACUACACCACCACUGCCCUGCUGCCAGUCCUCACUUCACUGUUUGACCACAUUGCCCAACACCAGUUUGGUGAUGAUGUCAUGUUGGACGACUUGCAGAUAUCCUGCUAUCGUCUAAUGUGCAGUAUCUACUCUUUGGGCACUGUGAAGACUCCACAUGUGGAGAAACAGCGACCAGCUCUUGGCGAGUGUUUGGCCCACUUAGCAGCUGCUAUGCCGGUAGCCUUUCUUGAACCAGUGCUAAAUGAAUUCAACUCAUUUUCUGUUUACACAACCAAGACUCCUAGAGAGAGAGCGAUUCUUGGUCUUCCCAAUCAAGUAGAAGAGCUGUGUCCUGACAUCCCAGAACUGGAGAUUUUGAUGAAAGAGAUCCAUGACCUGGCUGAGUCUGGAGCUCGCUACACAGAAAUGCCCCAUGUGAUUGAGAUCACCUUGCCCAUGCUGUGUAACUAUCUCCCCCGCUGGUGGGAGAGAGGCCCAGAGAGCUUCCCCGAGCAGGAUGGCCAACUCUGCACCGCCGUCACCUCCGAGCAACUCAACCAGCUGCUGGGUAGCAUCAUGAAGAUUGUGGUUAACAACCUGGGUAUAGAUGAAGCCUCUUGGAUGAAAAGAUUAGCAGUGUUUGCUCAGCCCAUUGUCAGCAGGGCUAAACCAGAGAUGCUUAAAUCCCACUUUAUCCCAACCAUGGAAAAGCUGAAGAAGCGUGCAGCAAAGGUGGUGGCAGAGGAGGAUCAUCUGCGCAUGGAGGGCAAAACAGAGGUGGACAGUGAAAACGGGACCAUUCGAGAUGAGUUUGCUGUACUCUGUCGGGACUUGUAUGCUCUCUACCCUUUGCUCAUUCGCUAUGUGGACAACAACAGGGCAAGGUGGCUGACUUGUCCAGACCCAGAUGCAGAGGAGCUUUUCAGGAUGGUGGGCGAGGUCUUCAUUUUCUGGUCCAAAUCCCACAACUUUAAGAGGGAGGAGCAGAACUUCGUGGUGAUGAAUGAGAUCAACAACAUGUCCUUCCUGACUGCUGACAGUAAGAGCAAGAUGAGCAAGGCCGGAGAUGGAGAGUCCGGCGGCUCAGAGCAGGAGCGUACCAAGAAGAAGCGACGGGGGGACCGCUACUCCGUGCAGACCUCCCUUAUUGUAGCAGCGCUAAAGAAGAUGCUUCCCAUCGGCCUCAAUAUGUGCUCUCCUGCAGACCAGGAACUCAUCAACCUUGCCAAGAUCAGAUACUCGCUGAAAGACACAGAUGAAGAGGUGAGGGAAUUCUUGCACAACAACCUGCAUCUGCAAGGCAAGGUGGAGGACCCAGCAAUGCGCUGGCAGAUGUCUCUUUAUAAAGAGAUGUCUGGAAAAGCAGAAGAUGCCGAUGAUCCGGAGAAGGUGGUGAAAAGAGUACAAGAGGUGUCUGCUGUCCUUUACCACAUUGAAGUGACUGAACAUCCCUUCAAGUCAAAGAAAAUGGUUUGGCACAAGCUGCUGUCUAAACAACGUCGCAGAGCUGUGGUGGCCUGUUUCAGGAUGACGCCUCUGUACAACAUCACCACGCACAGGGUAACCAACAUGUUCUUGGAUGCAUACAAACGCAACUGGUUAGAAACCGAGGGUUACUCAUUUGAAGACAAGAUGAUUGAUGACUUAUCAAAAGCCAUGGAGGAGGAGGAGGAAGAGGAAGAGGAGACUGAGACGAAGCCUGACCCCCUUCAUCAGCUGAUUCUUCAUUUCAGCCGCACAGCUCUUACAGAAAAGCUUAAACUUGAUGUUGACCAUCUCUAUAUGUCAUAUGCUGAUAUUAUGGCAAAGAGCUGCCACAUUGGUGAGGAGGACGAAGGGGGAGAACAGGAGGGGGAGGAGCCAUCCUUUGAGGUGCGACAGACAGAGAUGGAAAAGGAGAUGGAGAAACAGAGGCUCUUGUACCAGCAGUCCCGUCUGCACAACCGUGGUGCUGCAGAGAUGGUGCUGCAGAUGAUCAGCGCCUGUAAAGGUGAACCUGGAGCCAUGGUUUCUUCUACACUCAAACUGGGAAUCUCCAUCCUCAAUGGAGGCAACAGUGAUGUACAGCAGAGGAUGCUGGACUAUCUGAAGGAUAAAAAGGAUGUGGGGUUCUUCCUUAGCGUUCAGUCUCUGAUGCAGACCUGCAGUGUUUUGGACUUGAACGCUUUUGAGAGACAGAACAAGGCUGAGGGACUUGGGAUGGUUUCAGAAGAAGGCACCAAUAAGAAGCUAGAACGUGAUGAGAAAGUGAUGGCAGACGAUGAAUUUACAUGUGACCUCUUCCGCUUCCUUCAACUUCUUUGUGAGGGCCACAAUAACGAUUUUCAGAACUACUUAAGAACUCAGACAGGCAGCACAACUACUAUAAAUGUCAUCAUCUGCACUGUGGACUACCUUCUUCGACUCCAGGAGUCGAUUAGUGACUUUUACUGGUACUACUCAGGAAAAGACAUAAUUGAUGAGCCUGGUAAGAGGAAUUUCUCCAAAGCAAUGACUGUGGCCAAGCAGGUCUUCAACAGCCUGACUGAGUACAUCCAGGGUCCCUGUACUGGGAACCAACAAUCUCUGGCCCACAGCAGAUUGUGGGACGCUGUUGUGGGCUUUCUACAUGUCUUUGCUCACAUGAUGAUGAAACUUGCUCAGGACUCCAGUCAAAUCGGUCUCUUGAAGGAGCUUUUAGAUCUGCAGAAGGACAUGGUAGUGAUGCUUCUGUCACUGCUUGAAGGCAAUGUGGUGAAUGGCACCAUUGCCAGGCAAAUGGUUGACAUGUUGGUGGAGUCCUCCAGCAAUGUGGAGAUGAUCCUUAAGUUCUUCGACAUGUUCCUCAAGCUCAAGGAUAUAGUGGCGUCUGAUGCCUUCCGUGAUUAUGUGACUGAUCCACGUGGUCUUAUUUCAAAGAAGGACUUCUCCAAGGCCAUGGACAGUCAGAAGCAAUACUCUCCUUCUGAAAUCCAGUUCCUCCUCUCAUGCUCAGAGGCUGAUGAGAAUGAAAUGAUCAACUUUGAGGAGUUUGCUGAUCGUUUCCAGGAGCCAGCAAAAGAUAUCGGUUUCAAUAUUGCUGUUCUGCUCACAAACCUGUCAGAGCAUGUACCCCAUGACACUCGCCUUCAGAACUUCCUGGAACAGGCAGAGAGCGUGCUCAACUAUUUCCGCCCUUUCCUUGGCCGUAUCGAGAUCAUGGGAGCCAGCAGGAAGAUCGAACGCAUUUACUUUGAAAUCAGUGAGGAGAACCGCAAUCAGUGGGAGAUGCCUCAAGUCAGAGAGUCCAAGCGCCAGUUCAUCUUUGAUGUGGUCAACGAGGGUGGCGAGAGUGAGAAAAUGGAGAUGUUUGUGAACUUCUGUGAGGACACCAUUUUUGAGAUGAACAUUGCUGCAUCUAUCUCUGAGCCAGAGGGAGAUGGUGCAGAAGAAGAAGAUGAUGAAGAAGAAGAGGAAGGUGGAGGAGAUGAAGGAGAGUCUGGAGAAGGAGAUGAAGGAAAUGGUGAGGGUGAAGCUCCGGAGUCAGCUUCUGCCUUUGCAGAGUUUCUGAAGAGCGUGGUUAACUUCUUUAACAUGUUCACCUUCCGUAACCUCCGGCGUCGAUACCGCAAACUUAGAAAAAUGACGGUAAAGGACAUGAUUAUCGGCCUGGUUACAUUCGUCUACACUGUUUUGAUGGGCAUCCUGAUGUUUGUCUAUAGCAUAUGCAAGGGUUUCUUCACACUAAUAUGGAAGGCACUGUUUGGUGGCGGCUUAGUAGAGGGUGCCAAGAAGAUGACAGUCACAGAGAUCCUGGCCAGUAUGCCCGAUCCCACCCAAGAUGAAGUUCAUGGGGACCUACCGCCUGAACCGGGUGCUAGGGAAGUCCAAGAUGCAGAUGGAGUGGCAGACCUCAUAGAUGCUGUGGGUGGAGAGGAGGAAGAAGAGGAUGGUGAGGACAGAGAAGGUGGACGGUUGCCUGGCUUUAAUACUCCUGGAGGACUUGGAGACAUUGGAGAGACAACACCAGAAGAACCUCCGACUCCAGAGGGCACUCCUCUGUUGAAGAGGAAACUGCUGGCUGCUGCAGUAGGAGGACAAGAAGAGGAAGAAAAAGGUGAACACGAAGAAGAGGCUCCUCAGGAGACAGAGAAAGCAGACACCGAGAAUGGUGAGAAAACAGAGAAAGCAGAGAAGGCAGAGCCUGAACCCGAGGUAAAGGAGGAAGAGCCUGAGGAACAAGAAGAGAUAAGUGUGAAGACCAAAGUGAAGAAGGACAAGAAAUCUGUUAAGGAGGGCUUUAAACUGUGGAAUGAGCUGGAGGUUCAGAGGAUUAAAUUCAUGAACUACCUUUCUCGUAACUUCUACAAUUUACGUUUCUUGGCCCUGUUCAUUGCCUUCGCUCUCAAUUUCAUCCUGCUCUUCUACAAGGUGUCUGACACUCCUCCAGGUGAGGAAGAGUUUGAAGGUUCUGGUCUCUUUGAGGGUUCUGGUAUUUUUGAAGGCUCCGGUGCUGAGGAAGACGGAUCAGGAUUAGAUGACGGAGGAGAUGAUGAUGAUGAAGAAGGCCCUUUGUACUACUUUUUGGAAGAGAGCACUGGGUACAUGGAGCCAGCAAUGGCUUUCCUUGGUAUUGUUCACACCAUCAUCUCCUUCCUCUGUAUCAUCGGUUACAACUGCCUGAAGGUCCCUCUGGUUAUCUUCAAAAGAGAGAAAGAACUGGCCAGAAAGCUGGAAUUCGAUGGCCUCUAUGUCACUGAGCAGCCUGAGGACGAUGACAUCAAGGGCCAGUGGGACAGACUGGUGCUCAACACUCCAACCUUCCCCAACAAUUACUGGGACAAGUUUGUGAAAAGAAAGGUUCUGGAUAAAUAUGGGGACAUUUAUGGCAGAGAGAGAAUUGCGGAGCUGCUUGGUAUGGACUUGGCUUCUCUUGAUGUCAGCGCCAUGAGCCAUGGAAAAAAGCCUGAACCUGACACCUCAAUGUUCAGCUGGAUAACAUCUAUUGACAUCAAAUACCAGAUCUGGAAGUUUGGUGUGGUCUUCACUGACAAUACUUUCCUCUACCUGGUUUGGUACAUGUUGAUGUCUCUGCUUGGGCACUACAACAACUUCUUCUUUGCUGCUCAUCUUCUUGACAUUGCAAUGGGCGUCAAAACCUUGCGCACAAUUUUGUCCUCUGUCACCCACAACGGCAAACAGCUGGUGAUGACAGUGGGUUUGCUGGCCGUGGUGGUGUACCUGUACACUGUGGUGGCCUUUAACUUCUUCCGCAAGUUCUACAACAAGAGUGAAGACGAGGAUGAGCCGGACAUGAAGUGUGAUGACAUGAUGACUUGUUACCUGUUCCACAUGUACGUUGGUGUGCGAGCUGGCGGUGGUAUAGGAGAUGAAAUUGAGGACCCAGCCGGUGAUGAAUACGAGCUUUACCGCGUUGUCUUUGACAUUACAUUCUUCUUCUUCGUUAUUGUCAUCCUGCUGGCUAUCAUCCAGGGUUUGAUCAUUGAUGCAUUUGGAGAGCUGAGAGACCAGCAGGAGCAAGUCAGAGAGGACAUGGAGACAAAGUGUUUCAUCUGUGGAAUAGGGAGCGACUACUUUGAUACGACGCCGCAUGGCUUUGAGACACACACUUUAGAAGAGCAUAACUUAGCCAAUUACAUGUUCUUCUUGAUGUAUUUAAUCAAUAAAGAUGAAACAGAACACACAGGACAGGAGUCAUAUGUGUGGAAGAUGUACCAGGAGCGAUGCUGGGACUUCUUCCCUGCUGGAGACUGCUUCAGGAAGCAGUAUGAGGACCAGCUUGGAUAAAGUCAAGCAUCUUUACUCUGCAUCCAAUGGAGAAAGAGAGGAGAGAGAAAGGAAUUUCAGGGAGAGAAAAAGAUCAAACAUAUCUAUGUCUUAGUUUUGUCCUUUGCCUGCACAGUUCUCUCCUCUGUUAAAGCUAUGCACACUUUGACUGCACUGUUGUACCACCUGCAGCAGAAUGUUGUUGGAGCUUAUUUAAGAAAGGGAGAGUAUUAACCGAGAGGCAUAAAAAGAUACAAGAAGCCAGGGGCCUUUUUAUUCUGCUAUGACUACACUACAUGGCCUUUUUGUGAAAUAUACAUAGUUUGCCUUGCAUAUCAGUUGUGUCUUUUCAAAUGGGGCUCUUUCGUCGCUACUGCUGUAAACGUUAUAGUGCCUAUAGCAAAGCCACUGCUUCAGCAAUCUCGUUUAGAUUUUCAGUUUCAACACUUUUCUUCAAUAUACUUUAUUUAUAUUAUUUGGAAAAUAAGGAUUUUUUUUGUACAUGGCUGCUGCUGACUGGUAUUACAUGUCUGACUGUUGGUGUUUCUGCAAUAAAAGCAGCUCGCAGUCAUUUUUCUGAGAUCCUUGAGAGGGCAGUAAAGAUAUUUGGCCGCCUCUCACUCUUUUUCUCUCAAAGCUUGUCUUCGGAGAAGCAAUCGUGAAUAGAAACUUCUGAACUGACUUGCCAAAAUAAAAAAACGCACUGACGUCGUGGCGUGUACCGGUGUGAAACAACUGUACAGACAAACCUACUUGGCACUCUUAAGUCUUACAAUGCAUCCCUGAAUGUAUGUGGUGCCCAAUCUCUGCUGGUGUUUCCGUGCCAUAUAAGAUAUGUACACACACACACACAUACACUAUAAGAGGAUGCCAAGGUUAUUUAUUCUUUAUAUGCAGAUCAGAUCUUCUGAAGACGACCGUUUUAGCCCGUCUGUAUUUCUGGCCAACAGUCUGUUUUAUGACACUUUAUGCACAAAUAAGUUUUUGUUAGUGCAUUAAAAUAAGUAAUGAAUGUAUCUAACGUAUACACUUUGGCACUGAGGAAUGACUAGGCUGCCUGGACGCUUUUUGAUGAAAAGACAUAUUUUACUUAAACCAUAGAUACAUAUAUUUAUUUUUAUUUGGGGCUUUGAGGGAUUUAAAUGACCCAUGCUACUUUGUUGGACAUGUGUGUCCUGUUUGUGACAUCCUCAGUGUUGAAGAGAAAUGGUCUUACACAGGUUUAUUAUAUGCCCAGUUUGGAGUCAGAAGAGAAAGUUAGCCUUUGUUUUUGCUAGUUAGGUUUUUAUGAUCAGUAUUUUUAGGAAUUCAACAUAUGAAUUAUUUUCUCAAUUUAAAAAAGUCAUGUGUGAUGCAUUGAUCUCAGACCGUUCUGUUUCACUAUGCCUCCUCCUGAACACAUAAAAACUCAUUUACUCUCCGUCUUGUAUUUAAUAUUAUUAUAUGUCAAAUACAGAGCAGUAUUUUGGUUGCUGAUGACUCCGAAGUGUGCAUUUGCCACUGUAGUCCUAUCAGAGGCAGUUGAUGUUAUGGAACUGAAUAGAGAUCACUACUUUCCACUUGACUGAGUGACCUCUGACUGAACCCUGUGUUUCAAUACAGAAUAAACAGACUAUUUUAAGGAGAACGUG
Molecule: messenger RNA, 17073 nt
Organism: Oreochromis aureus
Lineage: Eukaryota; Metazoa; Chordata; Actinopteri; Cichliformes; Cichlidae
Gene: ryr1b
Product: ryanodine receptor 1b (skeletal)
Exons: 106
Coding region: 233-15463 (5076 amino acids)
Biological process (GO): intracellular calcium ion homeostasis; calcium ion transmembrane transport
Cellular component (GO): smooth endoplasmic reticulum; calcium channel complex; sarcolemma
Molecular function (GO): ryanodine-sensitive calcium-release channel activity; protein binding
Source: RefSeq, a predicted model, not a curated record